This is a messenger RNA of Amphiprion ocellaris (clown anemonefish), 5034 nucleotides long. It is a transcript of the gene cds2, whose product is annotated as CDP-diacylglycerol synthase (phosphatidate cytidylyltransferase) 2. NCBI's taxonomy places the organism in Eukaryota, Metazoa, Chordata, Actinopteri, Pomacentridae. Gene Ontology annotation, cellular component: endoplasmic reticulum membrane. The record is from RefSeq and is a predicted model, not a curated record. Gene Ontology annotation, molecular function: phosphatidate cytidylyltransferase activity. Bases 144 to 1502 code for a protein of 452 amino acids. The transcript has 13 exons.
UAUCGAUCGGGUUCUUCGACAGAAAAGUGUUACUGGUGAAAUCUAGCUGGUAGCUCAGCAGAAGAUCUGUCAGUCCAAAAAAGGAGUUUGUGUGUCGGAUCCUCCGCACCUUCGCUGUUGUCGUUCGGCUACGACCCGCUAAGAUGACGGAGCUGAGACACCGUGGAGCCCGAGACACCGAGCCGCUCCAGCAGCAGCCGUCAGAGGACAAGGGUUCAGACAGUGAGCUGAAGGUGGACAAAGAUGGGGUGUCAGACAACGAGUCCAAGGUGGACUCUGGAGUCCCAGAGGUGCCGGUUCCUGCUGAUGACACCCCCGAGGUUCUGAACAAGGCCCUGUCGGGACUCUCCUCAAGAUGGAAGAACUGGUGGGUACGAGGCAUCCUCACACUAGCCAUGAUCUCCUUCUUCUUCUUCAUCAUCUACCUGGGCCCCAUGGUGCUUAUGAUGAUUGUCCUCUGUGUUCAGAUCAAGUGCUUCCAAGAAAUCAUCACCAUUGGCUACAGUGUGUACCACUCCUACCACCUGCCCUGGUUCAGGACGUUGAGCUGGUACUUCCUGCUGUGUGUGAACUACUUCUUCUACGGUGAGACUGUGACAGACUACUUCUUCACACUGGUGCAAAGAGAGGAGCCCCUUCGCAUCCUCAGCAAAUACCACCGUUUUAUCUCCUUUGCCCUCUACCUCACAGGCUUUUGCAUGUUUGUGCUGAGUUUGGUGAAGAAACACUACCGCCUCCAGUUCUACAUGUUUGGGUGGACCCAUGUGACUCUGCUGAUCGUAGUGACUCAGUCCCACCUCAUCAUUCACAACCUGUUUGAGGGGAUGAUCUGGUUCAUUGUGCCCAUUUCCUGUGUGAUCUGUAAUGACAUUAUGGCCUACAUGUUUGGGUUCUUCUUUGGCCGAACUCCACUCAUCAAGCUGUCACCUAAGAAGACGUGGGAGGGAUUCAUCGGGGGUUUCUUCUCCACCAUUGUGUUUGGCAUCAUGCUUUCCUAUGUCAUGGCUGGCUACCGCUACUUUGUGUGUCCAGUGGAGUUCAACAACGACUCCAACAGCUUCCAGGUGGACUGUGAGCCAUCAGAGCUUUUUCAGCUGCAGGACUAUGCCCUACCCGGCAUUCUGGAGUCUGUCACUGGAUGGACCACAGUGCGUCUGUAUCCAUUCCAGAUUCACAGUAUCGCUCUCUCCUCCUUUGCCUCCAUUGUGGGACCUUUUGGUGGCUUCUUUGCCAGCGGCUUCAAAAGAGCUUUCAAGAUCAAGGAUUUUGCCAACACUAUCCCGGGUCAUGGUGGCAUUAUGGACAGGUUCGACUGCCAGUACCUCAUGGCCACAUUCGUCAAUGUCUACAUUGCUAGUUUCAUCAGGGGUCCAAACCCCAGCAAGGUGAUCCAGCAGCUCCUGGCCCUCCGAGCCGAUCAGCAGCUCCACAUCUUCAACUCGCUGAAGGCUCACCUGACAGAGAAAGGCCUGCUGCCGGCGCUGGAGGAGGCGGCCGCAUAGAGACACCCACAGCAGCUGGCCCUGAAGGGAGCAGGGAGGCAGAGAGGAGGGCAGCACCCGGGGGCUCCGUGCUGCCCCGGAGCUUUGGGAGACUCGCAGUGCUUUGUGUGAGCGAGAACACAUCCAAGAAAACCACAAAAAACCACAGCCUUGGGCCAUUCCAUUUCAUUUGGGUAUGAGAGUUGUGUUUGUGUUCAUGCAGUCUGUGAAUCAUGUUUCUGACACUAGUGUUUUCAGGUUGAGUUUGUGAGUUACUGUACUGUUUUCCAUUAUAGUCAGCUUCUAUCUGUUAACACUGUUAAACAAAAAGUUGGUCAGCUGUACAUUUCUACCUGUAUACAGGAUAUCCUCUAUAUACCUAUUAAUGUGUGUUAAUAUUUUAUGGUAUGUGUUUUUUAUUAUUUGAAUGCACUGCUCUCAACCCUGUUACUCACUGUAUUCUUACUUCGGCUGCACCUCCCCUCCAAAUUUCACUUUUAAUUUUCUUUGUUGUGAUUGUUCCUAUUUAUACAUAGAUGGUUUUAUAUUUGGUAUGUUCUAUUAUAUCUUAAUGUUGUGUCUGUUUUAUUUGGACUGAAUUCACUUUUGCCAUCUGCACUCGUGUUUCUUGUGUUUUUUCUUCCUCUGCCAUCCAUCAAGCUUGGCCAAAUCAUUACCAUUCUACUAUCAUGCUGAAAUAUAAAGUGAACAGCUAUAUGACACUCAAGUAUUUAAAACCUGACAACUGUUUUGUGUUGUAAGGAGCAGUUUAGUGUUGCUGCAGACAGAAUAGUGUUUGAUUCUGAAUCAGUAGGUAUCUCUGAAGGCCAGUGCGAUGGACACCAGCACCCCUUUCAGCAUAACAGCCACAAUCCAUCCUGGUUGCUGUUUAGUGGAUAAAGACAAAGCUUCUCAGAGAUGGAACAGUCACGUUUUAUUUUUGUGAUUCACUUUCUGUGUUCAUGCUUUGUAUGUCUAUCAAGGAUCUGUUCCAGCUUUUACACGUGUUCAGCGAGUACUGUUGAGUUAUGGUUUGUCACGCUGCUGGGCUGGGACUGUUUGUAACUGUAGGGUACAACGAUGGCUUCUGCACUGCCAUUAUCUGCCUCUGUGUUGUAACCUUGCCAUGUUAACAACACAGACACAGCAUAUGUUACUAUAACUGGUCAACUUGACCCGUUUGAGUGAAACCUUUGCUAUAAAAUGGCCAAUAGCGUUCUCCUGCAUGUGUUCAGGUUGGACUCUGCCAAUACAAUCAGCUGUGUACAUAUCAUUGUUCAUUCCCAGAUGGUUUACAGCGGGAUUCUUUGAUAUUUAUGCGACUGUCAGGUGUAUGUUUGAUUUCAUGGUGAAAUAUAUUAGCUGAAACUUCGUUCCUGUUGGCUUUCUUUCUGUUUGUCAAGCUUUCGCAAUGAUGUCACUCACAGUCCGUAGCUUUGUUGGUUGAAGUUAAAGGGCCACUGUACUCAUUUCUAUGAAUAAAUAUCAUAGAAAUUUGUUUUUCAUUAGCAGGAAUACUCAACAGCUCCUCCCUGAUUUGUAGUCUCUUGGGGACCUCAAAUUUUGGUGGAAAAAUGUGAUGAGGAAUAAUCAGGUUAAAGAUGCUGUUGAGAUGCAUUUUGGGAAGUGUAGUAUUGAUGCACUGUCUCAGCCUCAAUUUGGACAGUUCCUUUUUAGUCUGACUCUUGUAAGCUCCCCAACUUUAAGGAAGUGCAGUAGCUCCCUUUAAACUGCCAGAACAAUCUGUUAUUUUGAAUUUUUCCAACAUGUCUUAUUGACACACUUUUAUUUUUCUUUAAUUAUUGACUCAGAAAUUCACAAAAUGAAACAGUUGAAAAGCAUAUUCACUGGUAUUCAAGAUUUUUUUGUUGGUAUUGCUUUAGAAAGGUUAAGAAAAUUAAGCUUGUAUGUAAAUGUCUAAUAGAUUUCAAAAAGCUUAGUUUAUUAAUAUCAAAUGUGGCCAAUCUGCAAGAUUCUUUAUGGUUGUGAGGAAAAGAAGGUGCCAUAGACACAGAUUUGACUCUAAACAUUCCACCACACUUAUUAUUUAACCAAUCAGCAUUAUGUUUGUGCCUAUUUACUGUUGUGUUUCUAUCCAAUCAGAGGAUAGAAUGGAUUUAUCUUGGUCAGUGAAGCUAGAUCUAGGCAGAACUGUUUCUGUACUAAGUGUUAUAGGACAAAACAGCAAUAUGAACAUUCAUACAGUAGUCAGUGUAGCAAGAAUGUCAAGAUCAGUACUGAGUGUCUAAAUGCUAACCAUACAAAAUAACAUAAUUGUGCCAUUAUCUGUGUUCUGUAAUUGAUUCCUUUGCUUAGAAUCUCUUUGGAUUUUUCUUCCCACCUUAAAUUUCCUCUCAUCAGAUACUGUCCUCAAACAUGUCUAUAUUUUUAAGCAAAACAAUCUUUUUUUUUGUAACCCAGAAUCAGCUUGUGCUUCAUUAUGGCAUCUGUAUGAAAAAUUUGACCUCAGUAUUUUUCAUAGAAUGAACCGCUGUAGAAAUCAAGCAUGGCUCCACAUCUUGUUUCCCAUAUUUGAAUGUCACUUCAUUCAUAUGUCUGUCGAUGUCAUUCCAUUCAUGAUUCUUCUUUGACGUCCAACAGGUCUUAUUUUCAUCUUUCUUAAAGUAUUUAUUUUAUUUACUGUAAGCAAAUUCAACCUUUUCCAAGUUACUAUAUUGUACAUUUAUUAAGAAGAUGUUUAGAAACAUGUUGAGUGUUCUUUAGUAUUUUUGGUUAGAGGAAUAUUUAAAGUGUUAUUAUUGCCAUAUAGGAAAGAGUACUGAGAUAGCAGAAAAGUAUUUUCUCUGUUGUUUCUCGCUGUGACUUUAGUGCAGUUGGGUGUUUUCUAGGCUCUUCCCUGGUAGCUGUCGUGUGUCAACUUCCGCUUCACAGUGCAAGUUCAAUGCUUGUUACUUCUGAAUACUGUUUCGAGUAGUUUCCGGAAAGUAACUCGAGGGCUGGUGUCUCAGCAGUCGCAAAUAUCUUCACUGCCUCUGUGGUGAGUUUAGGUUUUUAGCUCUGCAGCUCUGUACUGCCACUUGUCUGGCUGUUGUUACGGACGGCCACUAGAGAGAGCUGGAGCUCCUGUGCUUGGCCGAUCCAAAGUAACACCGAUGUGGACGUUUGACCCUUUGUUUCUCUGCGUGAUACAUUCCAGCACCCCUGAAGUUGAGAUUUGCUCACAGGGAGGCAGAAUAUAAGGGAUAAACUUUCAGCAAAUUAAAAAAGGAAACCUGACUUUUUUCCUCCCAAGGCACCUCUGUGCAUUUUUAAUCAACACAGUGCCACUUUGCUGUAGUGCAUCCUGCCCAGCCAGGACCCUCUAAAAGGAAUGUAUGGGAGUUGUGUCUAUCCCACAUGCUGUGUAGGCUCCCCUUUGUGGACAUUUUAUUUUGUGGUUAUAGAUUCUCUUACAAAGCUGUAUGAUUUCAGUAUAUUAUUAUAAAACUGUGCAAUGGUUUGUGUUGAGUUGUCUAGAAAAAAAAAGCUGCACUCUUUGAUGCUGAAAUAUGCUUUGCCUUCGUUCAGAGAAAAUUAAAAUUAUAAAAAAUCA